Messenger RNA from Lepisosteus oculatus (spotted gar), 8242 nucleotides. Lineage: Eukaryota; Metazoa; Chordata; Actinopteri; Semionotiformes; Lepisosteidae. The record is from RefSeq and is a predicted model, not a curated record.
UGAGUGUUAGGAAGUCGUCACUUUGCGCUGUACGGCUAUGCAGAAAUUCGCCGUUGUGCGCGUUAAUAGACUUGCAAUUCCGAUAUCUCCUGUAGUGGUACUGUUAUGGUACGGCGCUGGCUUACUACAGUAUAUACAGUACGGUGUUUGUGGCUAUUUUGCAAAACAAAAUAGGUGAACCGUCAUAUUUUCGUUAGGCUGCUGUCAUCCUCCUGAAUGAAUAGCACGGAAAUUUACUGUAUUCCGGUUUUAGGACAAUGCCUAUGAAAAGAACAUGCAGAUAGUUUUCAUCAGUGUGGUACAUAAUUACGGCAGAUUGAAUAAUGCGAGGGACUUCAGUAUCGCCCCCCGUAGCACAGAGAGCGGCACCUUCUGAGUAAACGCAGACCAGUGGACAGUGUGUGCUCGUCUUUCCUCUCAUUCCUUGGAAAGAGUACAAACUGGAGGGAUAUAACAGGUCGCAUCGCGUUAGCACCAUUCCAAAUCAGAGACGUUACGAGUAUUGAAAUGUGUAGGGUGAAAGGAGUUUACGACAGUACCCCCGGCGUAAAAGAUAAAAAAAGAAGGGUAACUUCAGCUGGCGUGGAUAACAAUUCAGGUUUUAUUUAAGGCUCUGCUUUCAUUUUCGGUGAGACCGUUCCACGACAAUUAAGCAAGACGCUUUUUAUAGAAAAUUACUUAAUGCAUGUACCCCCAGUUACAGAAAAUACCUUAAUACACCGAUGGUAUACAACACAAUACAGAACAGCGGAAAUACUUGAAGACGCUCUAACGGCGCUACUGUGUGCUGCUAGAUAGCUGCAUUAUAUAUACAUCGCCAGUGGCAAAUCACCCCGGCUGUUCCAGUGUGUUUUUACAGGCUACAGCUGUGAAUGUAGGAGUAUGCGUAAAAUUAUUCCAUUCACCCGCGCCAGUCAUCUGCCGUAGUACCGUAAUGACUGUCAUUAAAGGGAGGGAAUGACAGGCGAGUGGGGAUGGGGACACGGCGCUUGCCGCUUUGUUGCGCCGAGUACGAGCUUCUGACAGGCGCUGCUACAGACAAGUACAUCGGCGGAGCCGCUGCCUGCAUGACGCCCGCGGUGUGAGCCUGCCUUCUUCUGCGGCCGUCACGGGAGAGUGGAUUAUUUUAAACCCGUCCUCCAGUUCUCCGGUUCUUUCGCGAACCGAACAAGGAGGCAUUGCCUAAAAAAAAAAGAAGAAGAAGAAGAAGAAGAAGGUGCGAUUGGGUACUUCCUUUCACACGCCUGCGCUGCCUUACCGGGCACCGCUGAGCAGCGACACCCGCUUUUGGGGGCCGGACCCACCGUCAGCCUGCGUGGGGCAGGACUCUUCGUGAACGAAGAGGAGGUCAUCCCUGGACAAGCCAGGUCGCACCUGACAGUUGUGGGGGAAAUGUCCUUCUGCCUCGCGUCGCUGACGUUUCAGGGUGUUCUGCAGUUUCACGAUUCCAAUGUAGCAGAGCCCUGAACCCUAAUCCCCAUUGUUCAGCAUGAACCCAGCACUACCGUAGAGACACGCCUUCCAACAGUCUUGUGAAGUGACUCCUGCUAUCCUAGCCUUCAGAAGAGAGAGCAGCAAAAACCAGGAAGAUCUACGGCAUCCAAGGGAUCAGUGGCCCAGCCUGGGCCCUGUAUCCAAGCAAAUAGGGAAGAAUCCCAGAAGACAGUUCACCAGCUGCAGGAGUGCUGGCCUGGAGGCCUAUUAGGCUGACCAUGGGAAGAUCAGGGUGGUCAAGGAGGCUGUCAAGACAGUGUGACAGACCUGAGCUCCUGACUUGGGUGCUGCCUCUUGUUACUUUCUGAUAGUGUCUUUAAGAAGGGGCCUUCAUUCCAGACAUCUUUGCCAAAAAAAAAAAAAGAAAAACCCUGUUGGUUUUUUGUUUUAGGUGACACAAAAACAAGCACUUUUUUUUCUUACAAAAUAAACCCCUACUUUGCAUCCUCCUGUAUACUAAAUGUCCCUAUUUUCAGAGAGAAGGUGGCUCUCUGGCUUAUUCAAUGUGGCCCCCUGCCCUUAAACAGACAGAAGCAUUCCCAGUGUGUAUGUAAGGCCUCCUCCCCACCCUAUGGAGGCCAAACACAGUCAGCCGACUGGUGGGGAGCGGUCCGGAGGCCCGGAACAGUCUCUGACAGAGCCUCCUUUGGGGGGCAGGUUACCCCAGUCACCGUCCGUACAGCAUCAGAGGGUAUUCCCUUCCAGGUCCCAUCACACCUCCCAUGGUAGACACCAUCAUCGGCAACCAAAACGAAGCAGUCUGGAGCGCCAUUAUCACAGGCUACAGCAGCAACAGUCAUCCACUUUUCAGCUGGCUGGGAAAGCGGAGACUGAACCAUCAGCUGCAGGCCCUGUAAACAGGGCGGUGUGGCAGUUUACAGAGGCCCCGGGUCCUUCUGGGGGUAGUUACCCCUCGUCCUCCACGUCAUCCUCUUCUGCUUUACAUCCUCAGAUUGUCCCUCCCCAUUCCAGCAAGGAAGCCCAGGAAGGUGUCCCUAGACGGGAGCGCAAACCCCAGAAACCUGGGAAAUAUGUGUGCCAGUACUGUGGGCGGCCCUGUGCCAAGCCUAGUGUCCUCCAGAAACACAUCCGCUCCCAUACAGGAGAGAGGCCAUACCCCUGUGUUCCAUGUGGUUUCUCCUUUAAGACCAAGAGCAACCUUUAUAAGCACCGGAAAUCCCAUGCCCACAGGAUCAAAGCUGGGCUUGCAACAGGCAGAGAGGGCUAUGCUUUGAGUGGACCAGAGAGCGGGCAGCCAGGAGAGGAGCAAGAAGAGCCAACGGAAGGGGAAACCACAGACUCAGAGGAGGAAACAGGCCAGCACACGUCUUCCUCUUCCCUGGAUACAUACGGAAGGCUGCCAUCCCAGAAAAGCAGCAGCGUGGAACUGUCUGCAGCAGAGGAAGCCCAGCGCUCUGAAGAUUCACAGGCCAUCAAACAGAGACUAGCCAUGCGUUUGAGUGAGAGAAAGCGUGCACCCGUGGUCGUGUCAGACGAUCCCCCUUCCUUCUUGAGCCCUGGAAGUAAGGGCAGCACAGAAUCUGGCUAUUUCUCUCGCUCAGAGAGUGCCGAGCAGCAGCAAGUCAGUCCUCCCAAUGCCAAUGCCAAAAGCUACGCAGAAAUCAUCCUAGGCAAAUAUGGGCGAUUGGGGCAGCAGCAAAGGAUUACACCCCAACAGCAACAGCAGCAACCUUCGUCUUCCUCAGCCUCAGAGGAAAAGGGAGUUCCCUUCACUGUGCCCAAGACCCAAGUCAUUGAACACAUCACAAAAUUAAUCACUAUUAAUGAAGCCGUGGUGGACACCAGCGAAAUUGAUAGUGUCAAACCUAGAAGGACCUCUCUCUCAAGGAGGAGCAGUAUAGAGUCACCCAAAGUUUCAGCUCUGAAGGAACCUUUCUUAUUCGACACAAAGGCUGAACUCCCCAGCUCCGGCACGGGUGGGAGCAUGAGUGUAGGCUUUCCGGGAGAGACUCUCCAUCCCCAGUUCCCUGAUGUGGAUCUACUGGCAGGCCAGGCCUCCACAGUGCCUCUUCUAAGAAGCCACUCAAUGCCUUCCUCUGCGGGCCCCGGUGAAACUGCUGGUAGUUCCUCCCGCGGUAUCCGUCUCAGCCACUCUUUUGAUGAGCGACAGGCAGCGGCAGCAGAGGUGCGGGCCGGAGCUUUGCUGCCACCACACCAACGCCUGCUGAAACGCCAGCCUGCCAUUGAGAUGCCCUUAGGAACUGAGUUCAUUCCCGAGGAGGCUCCUUCUUCCUCGGCUUCUAGCGCCAUGGUAUCGGAUCCCAGCAGGAAACUCCGCCGGGGGCCCAGGCCUUAUGAGUGUGAGGCCUGUGGUACCCGCUACAAGAAGCGGGAAAGUUAUGAGACCCACCGUCGUACCUAUUGCCCUGCUCGAUUGCCACAAGAAACUGAAAGGGAAACAGGGACCAGUGCUUACCGGGUAGACCGUCCCCAGAUGAUGCACUACAAGUUUGGAGCCACAGCAGCAGCAGUGCGGAAGAGAAGGAAAGAAAAAAGCCUGGGGGAUGAAGAGGAGCCUCCUGUCUUUGAAUCUAGUCCAGCACCAGCAGCUACCUCCUUUCCUCCUUCUUCCACCUGUAUACCACGUAGGGAAGAAAGUCGACCAGCUGCUGAAACCGUGAGCAGGGAGGGUCCUCUUAGUACUUCGUCACAGACAGAACAGGACAGAAGAACCACAUGGAAGGAGAUCUCUGUGAUCCAGCACACCAGUUCUUUUGAAAAGCUGGACGUAUCUGUUGAGAGUCAGGAAAAUGAGGAAAAAAUUGUCAUUCCUCCUCCACGGGAGGAGCACCAGCAGCAAACACAGCAGCAGCCAUCAAAACCGCCCUCCUUUUCCAAACUGGUUCGUCAAUCCAACAUCCAAGUGCCAGAGAUCCUGGUUACAGAGGAACCAGACCCCGAUGUUGUGUUGGCAUCACCUCCAGCAGCAGCAACAACAAAGGAGCCAGAGAAGGUUGAAGAGUUUCAGUGGCCCCAGAGAAGUCAAAGCCUGGCUCAGCUCCCAGCUGAGAAGCUGCCACCAAAGAAGAAGCGCCUUCGCCUAGCUGAAGCUGCUCAGUCCUCAGGAGAGUCCAGCUUUGAGUCAAUCUCUCUGCCCCGUAGCCCUAGCCAAGAAAGCAGCUUGUCCCAUACUUCCAGCCGCUCAGCAUCCUUUGAGGAAUCAGGUAAGCCUGAUAUUGAGACGCAGCCAGCAUCUACCAGAACUUCCCAGGUGACACACAUGCUGACUGUACCAUCCGGGCAUCAUCAGCAUCACCAGCCUCACCGAGAGAUGCGCCGCUCAGCGUCAGAACAAGCGCCAACAAGUGCUCAGCACCCAGCCCAAAUUGCAGAAGUCCGAAGCAAAUCCUUUGACUAUGGUUGCCUUUCCCCCCAAUGCUCCUCUGCUGCAUGGAGAGAAAGGCGAAAAUGCCUCCUAGUUAGGCAGGCCACUCUGGGAGAACCUGAGCCUGAAGACCAACCACCUGGACGGCCGACAAAAGCCACACCACAGGUUUGUCUGUCCUAUCAUAGCCCAGCUGCUCCCCCCGUUGAACCAAGCACAGCCUCCUCACCUUCUGUACCAGAACCCAUGUCCAAGUCCUUGCAGCUUUUCCAGCCCCCACUACCUCUCUCCCGGGAUCUCCAGCCUAUUUUUCCCCUCCAUCCACCAGUCCCUGUUGGCAUCACACAGGGACAAAUUCCUCAGCUCUACCCCACAGCAGGUAUCUCUGAGGUUCUGUCAGCUCAGAUUGGCCCUCACUCUUUUCUGCAGACUGCCCCACAGCUCAGGCCGGGCCAACUCCACAUAGCUGAGCGUUUAGGUCUCCCGGUACAGCAGUACCCCCCACUCCUGCCACUCCAGUACCCAACAGGUGCCGCCCAGGCCCUCUACCUCCCAGUGCCAUCAGGAUUAGCCCUGCAGAUGCCCCCAGAGCCCUUUAGGGAAUCAAAGCCAUCCCCUUCCUCACAGGGCCCAGGUCCCCAGCAUCCUCGCCCAGUCAUUGCACCUAGCCUGGAGCAGCUAAGGCCAGUAGUGUCCUUAGUGGUGCCUGUCCGCAUCCAGACCCAUGUCCCUACUUAUGCCAGUGCCAUGUACACCACCCUCUCCCAGAUCCUUGUCACUAGGGCCCAGGAGUCUGCCCGCUCUGCCGUAGUGCUUUGCAAGCUAGAGGAAGAAAAGCUACAAAAUCCGUAUUUGAAGAUCCCCACCCCUGAUUUCAAAAGCUACUUGCCCAUGACAUUGCCACUAGAGUCGGUCGCUGGCAUGGGAUCUGAGGACGUGUUAGGGCCUUCCCCUGCUGGGGGAAACAAACGCAUGCUCUCCCCAGCCGGCAGUCUGGAGCUAAGUGCAGAGGCACAGCGGCAGCAGAAGCGAGUGAAGGAGGAAGAGGAGGAGGAGGAGGAAGGAGGAGGAAGGCAGGAGAAGGGUAGAGCUGGGGCUGCCAUGGAGCGGGAGCGUGAAGACAAGGAAAAAGCAGAGAAGACGGAGGAAACAAAAGAGGAACAAAAGGCGGCACUCGGAAAAGGAGAUCAAUUCAAGGAAGAAGAAGGAGAGGAAAGCCAAUUGAACAUCCCAAGAGUCCGGAGCCCUGACAGCCGGAAAGGUCCCUCAUUCCCCAGCCUCCACACCACGACAUCUGUCAGCUGGUGCUACCUAAACUACAUCAAGCCAAACCCUUCCACGCUGAGGGACCCCCAAACCUCUGUGUACUCGUCCUGGUGCAUCAGCGUGCACAAUCCCAACCUGCCCGGCCUGUCUACCAAGACAACUCUUUCCCUGCUGCGAUCCAAGCAGAAGCACAGCACCGAAACCUACACCAUGGCCACCACUCACCGCACAACUUCAGGCAAGCUGGUGCCUGCCAACUCCAGGAAACCCCGCAUGGCAGAGAUACACGCCGCACCUGUGAGCAGCUCGGCGGAGGUGAAGGAGACCGCAAAGCCGGAGAAAGAGGAAGAAAAGAGGAGCAAGAGGGAAGAGGAAGCUUCCACAUCGAAGCGCAGCGAGCCGUCCCGUAUCCGAAUCUUCGAGGGCGGCUACAAGUCCAAUGAGGAGUAUGUGUAUGUGCGGGGACGAGGCCGGGGGAAGUAUGUGUGUGAGGAGUGUGGAAUCCGCUGUAAGAAGCCCAGCAUGCUGAAGAAGCACAUCCGCACCCACACUGAUGUCAGGCCCUAUGUCUGCAAGUACUGCAACUUUGCCUUCAAAACCAAAGGGAAUCUCACUAAACACAUGAAGUCAAAGGCUCAUGGGAAGAAAUGCCAGGAAAUGGGUGUCUCUGGUUCCUCCCUUGAUGAACUAGAAGCUGAGGAAGGAGGAGGCAGUGAGGAGAGGGCAGGAGGUUCAGAGGACCAGGAGGAGCACCAGUUCUCCGACGUGGACGACUCCGAGGAUGAUGAUGAGAAUGAAGAGGAGGAAGAGGAGGAGGAGUCGUCCUCCCAUGAGGAUCCGCCUUCCUCCUGCUCCCCGGACACGAGACACUCCACCGGUGGUCGUUCUGACAGUGGACAGCAACCCCAACAUGAUGCCCCAGAGUCUGCUCUCCCUCCAGCCCAGGAGAAAGAGCCUGUGGCCAGACAGAAGGAAUACCCGUCACCCAGGAGGCACUGGCCUACCACUCGGGAGGCCUCCCCCGGCAGCAGGAGAGCCCUGUUCUCUCGCAGGCGCUGGGAGGCUUCUCCCCGAGCCUUCUCUCCCAGCAGCGAGGGUUCGCCACUGCGCUGCCUGUCCCCAGGCCAGGGCCUGUCCCCCGUGAGGCCAGUGUCCCCAGGCCGAGAGGUCUCCCCCUUGCGCUGCCUGUCUCCCAGGCUGGAGGUCUCUUCCCCAAGCCGCCACCUCUCUCCUUCCCCCGAGAGGGGCCCAUCGCCAAUCAGGCCCCGCUCCCCCAGCCGCUACCUGGCGCCCCGCGCCCUGCCCACACCUGCACCGACUGAGAUCCCCACUUCCUUCCAGAGGGCCCACAGCUCCACGCCAUUCCCUGCUGGACAGGCCCCUCGGGACACACCAAGCACAGAGGCCAGCCAGUCUAGACUGGAGAAGAUUUACUUUCCCCGGGAAGGGUUGAGCUCCCCGGAAUGCUACUCCUUCCCGCCGGCGCCGCGGCUCCUGCACUCGGCCUCGGACUUCCCCGGGCACGCGGCGGGCCGGCCGGGCGACCGCGUGUUCAGCCACCUGCCCCUGCACUCCCAGCAGCUGUCCAGGACGCCCUAUCUCAUGAUCCCCAUCGGGGGCAUCCAGAUGGUGCAGCCCAGGCCCAGCUCCCACGCCGGCCUGGCCCAGGGGGGGUCCCCCGGCCCCUCGACGGAGGCUCCCGCGCCGGGGGACCGCCGGACGCCGGAGGACGACAGGGUACGGGAAUCCGCAGCUGGGACCAGCCUUUCGGGGCUUUGCACAGGUAGGCAGGGCACCGGCAGUGCCGGCCAGGCACCCCAAGAAGACGUUUCACAAGCCGGAGGGGGCGAGCCCCCGGAUGCGGGCACAAAGCAAUAUGGCAGCUCACGCACUUACUCCCCGACUAGCACUUUGGCCGCCGCGGCGGCCGCACAGACAGCAGACAGAGGCCCCGGGGCAACGAGCCCUGGGGUGCCCCCGGCAAGCCAGCCGGCCAGCUCCACCCCCAGGACCCCCCAGCUCUCUGGGGAAGAAGGGCCCCCCGCGGGGCGGCACAGGAGGCGUGGCCCGGAGCUUGCCGGAGGAAGUACUGCCGGGUCAGCCCAGAACAAGGACGGCAAACCAGGAAGCACUUAA